Closterium sp. Yama58-4 is the source of this 4005-nucleotide messenger RNA. Lineage: Eukaryota; Viridiplantae; Streptophyta; Zygnematophyceae; Desmidiales; Closteriaceae. The record is from the annotation of a GenBank genome assembly.
AUGAUUGUAACGGGGCUGACUGUAACGGACGCGAACGGCGUGGCGAAAACGAUCAAGAUGGAGCAAAUUGUAACUGCCGAACCUACGACGCCGAGUCGACCCCCAAUCUACCAGGGUCGGCCGAGCCUGGAUAAGAAACGGCCGCCGCCAAUCAAGGGCAUCCCGCUGCCCUGGGAUUCGAUGGACGGCGAGGAUUUGAAGAGCCAGAGCGCGCUGGGGACUUCGGGGACGGCGGAAGGCGGAGGCGGAGCGGAGAUUGCGGGGGAGAAGAGUGUUGGCGGAAGGUCAUGGGGAAGCGGAAGAUCAUGGGGAAGAGUGGGGAGCCUGAGCAGAGGGGGGAGCGUGGGCGGGAGUGGGGGCGUGAGCGGGCGCGAGGGGGAGGAGGUGCAAGGCGAGGCGGAAGAAGCGGAGGGGGAGGAAAGCAGAGGCGAGUCCGGGGAGGGAAGCAUGGAGGCCAAUGCGUCUGAUGAGGACGAAGGGAGGAGAGACGGGAAGGAAGAGAACAAUGAGAAGCACGGGAAGAAGGGGAGUGAAGAAGGGGGGGAUGGGGAGAUAGAACAGCUGAUGGCACUGGUGGAAGCGAGAGAGACGGGCGUAAGGGGAGAGGCAGGCGCAAAAAGAGACACGGGCGCAAAGAGAGAUACCGCCGCGUCCCCGUCCGCCUGCGGAGCUACAAACAACACUGGUACGGCGGCGUCUGGUGGUAAGAACAAGACUGCGGUUGCUGGUGCCGCUGCCGCUGGUGGUGCUGUUCCCCGCGCCAGCAGCGCGGGCAGCGGCGGGAAGGCGGCGGGCGCGGCAAGGGGGCGCAGCGCAAGUCCCGUGUUGCGGCGUAGCAGCAGCGGCGGAGCAGCGACCGGUUUUGGCUCUUCUUCCUCCACCAAUCGCCUUGCCGCCUCUCCCCGCGCUGCUUCCCCGCGCGCUGCUUCCCCGGGCGGUGCUUCCCCGCGCGCUGCCUCCCCUCGCGCUGCUUCCCCCGGGGGAAACAGCAGCAAAGGUACCUUCCCCCGCACGGGCUCUUUCCGCGCGUCUUCUCCGCGCGCUGCUUCCCCGAGUGGCGGAAACAGCGGUUUGAGGGGACGACUCUCGAGGAGCGUAUCGGAUAAGCACAGGGCUGGUACGGUGGAGACGGGGGAUAAUAUCUUUGGCGAUGAUAUCGAUGAGGAGAUUGAGAUGGAAGGCGUGCGGGGAAGUGGAGGCGCGUUGCGCCGAUCGGCAUCGUUCGGAAGCAGCUGCCGGGCGGCUGCGGGCGGAGGAGUCGGGGAAGGCGGGGAAUGCGGAGAAGAGGGGGCGGAUGUGCGGGGAUCGCUCGGGGAGUCCCUGUGUCGCAGCGCUAGUCUGGGGGGAAGGCGGAACCCCGGCGCAACGCCGCUCGCCGCUACGGUGGAGGAAACUCGCGGCCAAGCGACGGUUGGGGCGGGGGAACGUGAGGCUCCGUCGCUUCAACGGCAGAAUGUGUUGCGGGGGAAGAGUGGGGACGACGUUGAGUGGGAGAGGCGUGGUGGCAGCAACAGCAGCGCUGCAGCCUCCCCUUCCUCCUCGCCUAGCAAGAUUGACCCAAUCAUCCGCGCUCUCAACUACGCAGCGGUUACGGGCCGGUUACCACCCGGCAUGGCUCUAGACGCCAUCUCGGAGGAACGUUCCAGCGCCCUCCUCUCCUCCGCCAUCCCCUCCCCCUGCGCGUCUGUGCAUAACUCCCUUCACCUCCUGCCCUCGCUUGCCUCCCCCGGCCCUACUCCUCCGCAUCCCUCGCAUCCCACGCGUUCCUCUGUGCAUGGUAAUAACCCCCUGCAGCGGCCGCCCUCUCCGUCGUCCGUCCGGGGUUCCCUUGCGCCAGCAGCAGCAGCAGAUCAAAUCCCCCCGGACGCAACAGCAGCAGCUGAAGUCUCCGCGUUCACAGCAGCAGCAGCAGCAGCAGCAGCAGCAGCAGCAGCAGCAGCAGCAGCAGCAGCAGCAGCAGCAGCAGCAGCAGCAGCACAGGAAGCCGGGGCAGCAGCUGCAGGUGAAGGCAGGGCAGAAGGCAGGGCAAGGCAGGCCCAGCCAGGUGCUCGUCCAGCGACCAGGCAUUCUCAAAAGCCCCGUUGCUGCCAAAACCACAGCAGUGAAACAGGGGCAGGGGCAGGCGGGAGCACAGAAAACACAAGCGCAGGGGGUGGUGGCCAAGGCACAGGUGCUGUCGGCAGCGGUGCGAUGCAGGGCGGUGGAGUACAGGGCGGUGCAAUGCAUGGCAAUCAUGGCGCCAAUGGGAGCCACGUCAGCCAUGGGAGCCACGUCAGCCAUGGGAGCCACGUCAGCCACGGCAGCCACACGAACAUGAAUGCAGCGACUGCAGCGGCCAUUGCAGCAGCGGCUGGGAGCAUUGUGAGCGGCACGGGCAGCUCUCAGAGUCGCUCCUGCAGCCGCACGUCCAGCAUGCGAUCCGAGCAGGACUUAAACUUGUCCAAGCUGAGGAAUGGCAGCAUCUCCUCCAACGAGUCCUGCCUCUCCAUGUCAACUCGCCAACCAUGGGGACGGACCAUGAAUGCAGCAGUGGGCAGCCAAGCAGGGCCUCCAAACAACCACCUCAGCCAAAGCAUGGGUGGCAGCGCAUACCACCACCAUCAGCAGUCGAACACUGGCAAUUCCCCCCAUCAGCCAUCAUCGGUAGAGCAUCCGCUUCAUAGCCCCAGUAAGACCCGCCCCAGACGCUACCUCCCCCGGGUGUGCCUCCUAAUGUCCUCCGCGCUCUCCUCGAGCCGCCUUCUGCUCUUCCUCGCGGUCGGCGUCGCGUGCGUGUUUUUGUACUCAGUCCUCGACAUAAGAUUAGAUGGCGGCGCGACGGGGAACGGGGAAGGAGGUUCGGGAUUCGGUUCGGCAGCGGGUGAAUUCUCCAUCAGGUUCGGCAGCAGCCGCGGAAGCAGUGGCAGCGGGAGGGAAACCGGGGGGGGAUCGGCGGGGGGUUCCGCCGGGAAGGCGUUUUGGGGGGAUUCCGGUAGAGCCGCGGCGGCGAUCGACGAUCUGCUCGUCGCGGCGAUGCGCAAAUCACGCUGGCGGGAUCUGGGGGAAUCCGCGCAGCAGCUGCUGUGGUCUUCCCCCGAUCAGGGGAUCAGGGGAAGCCUUAUUGGUGGCGGGAAGGGCGUAGGCGGAGCAGGGAGCGCGGGGAGCAGCAGCGGGGGGGAGAGCCUGGCGGAACGGCGGAGGCUUAUGCGGUUAGGGUAUGAUGGGGGAGAAGGGGAGGUAGCGGGGGGGAAUGGCGGAAAACUGGACCAAUCAGGAGGCGCCAGCGCGAGAAGCUUGCCCGCGUCUCUGAUUGGCUCCGGGAACCAGGGCUUACACGGCAAUGCUGACGUGGACCGUGCUCUAAACGAGCGGCUGGCUCGCGAUGUGACUAUAGUGAUCAGCGCAAAGCACACGUUCGGAACAGCAGCCGCGCAGCUAGACGCGAUUCUCGCGACCACUCCCCCCUGCCCCGUGAUAUACAUGAUCCCCGGCGCAAUGGACGCGCGCACGCGCGCUCACGUCAGGCGCAGGCAAGCGGAGGGCGCGCGGGGGAUGUGGGGGGGCUGGGGCGGCGCAGGGGGAGGCGCAGGCGCGGGGGGGGCAGCGGGCGGCGGAUUAGGGUUUGAGGAUCAGGAUGUUGUUAGGGGGAAUGGUGGCGGAGGGAAUAGGCGGAGGCAGAAGGGCAGGGGGAAGGGGCGGGGGAAGGGGGAGGAAGCUCGGGGAGGGAGGAGAAUACUCGUUAAGGAAAUGGAGGACGAAUACGCGAGCGGAUACUUAAUGCGAAACGCGUCGUCAGAGUUAAUCCACACUAAGUAUGCGCUCUUUGUGUUCUCUGACGUGUUCCCCUAUCGACCCAACUGGCUGCAGCACCUGUUCAGAUUCGCUGAGAAGCAUCCAGAAGGGGUGAUCUUCCUGCCGUUUAUAUGGGAGUGGGGGGGGGAUGGGGGGGGCGGAGGGGCGAAGCUCAGGGCGGGGGGGCUUAGUAGAGGGGCGGGGGUAGGGGGAGGGGCGGGGGGGGGAGGGUGA